This is a messenger RNA of Perca fluviatilis (European perch), 3942 nucleotides long. RefSeq names its product SH3GL interacting endocytic adaptor 1b (gene sgip1b). The transcript has 24 exons. The record is from RefSeq and is a predicted model, not a curated record. The coding region runs from base 424 to 3114 and encodes 896 amino acids. Lineage: Eukaryota; Metazoa; Chordata; Actinopteri; Perciformes; Percidae. Gene Ontology annotation, cellular component: plasma membrane; clathrin-coated vesicle; cytoplasm. Gene Ontology annotation, biological process: clathrin-dependent endocytosis; clathrin coat assembly; synaptic vesicle endocytosis.
CUCUCUAUCUCUCUGUACCGCUCUGCUUUUUUUCUCUCUCCUUUGCCUUUCCUCAGCAUCCCCCCUCUCAGAGAUGGCGUGUGUCGGUGCUGCUCGGGCUGCCGGGGCCUAACGUGCACACAGAGAGAAGACCCCCCCGCCCCUCCCCUCCCAUCCUCCGAUUUGCUGCAUAUUCCUCGGGUGUCUCUUCUCACUGUGUCCUCCACCACUGCUUCUGCCUCUCAGCUCUCCCCCCACCCCACCACUCCCCGUGCGGGUGUCUGGGAGUUGGGCCCUUGGGGGUGGAGGGAAUCAACAUCGUGCUUCGCUGGGGAGCUGUGCAGAAUUAGCUAUGCCCUGCCCAGGAAUCCUAUGACCGGCUGGAUUUCUACAUUUCUGUCCGCGUGUGCGCCGGCGGACAACAUAGGAUGAAAAUCUGCAGUCAUGAUGCAAGGACUGAAAAAACGAACCAGGAAAGCCCUGGGCUUACGAAAGAGAGACAAGGAUACAGAUGCAACGACUUCACCUAACAAAGAAGGAGCUGGAAGCAGAAAGAAAGGAAAUAAAAAGGCCAAUGGAGCCCCAAAUGGUUUCUAUGGGGAGAUUGACUGGGACAGAUAUGCCUCUCCUGACGUGGAUGAGGAGGGCUUCAGCCUCCGGCCCGGUGACGAGGGCGAUGCAGCUUCCCAAGCAAAGCAGUUUUUCUCCUCCAGCGACUCCGAGGACGACGAGGACAGCAAGAAGAAGUUCAAAAUUAGGAUCAAGCCGCUGGUGGCGGACAGUGCCAAGUGUGUCCCUCCAUCUAUGGAUGAGCUAAAAGCCUCCGUGGGAGGCCUGGCACUCUCUCCAUCUCUGAAGAGAAGUCCGAGACGCAGCCCGGGACAGAUAAAAAGGAAUUUGUCCUGUGAAGAGAUUGCCAGACCCAGACGCUCCACCCCCACACCAAGUCCUGCCCCUGAGAUGCCAAGUGACAGGCUGUCGCAGAAUGUUCCUGCCUUUUUUGGGCUGCCUUCAGAGACCAAAUAUGCCAGAUAUGAUGUGGUCCCUACUGAAGUAUGGGGAGAAUCAAGACCGUGCUCAGAAUCACAGCUGAGCAGAAGUUUCCCGACAGGAGCCCCUCCUCCGCUUCCUCCAAAAAACAUUCCAUCAAGAAGUCAUUACGGCUAUUCUUCGGACUCUGCUGCUGAUCUACCCAAUGGAAGGGCAGCUCGCAGGUCUGCCCCCAUCUACCUGAACGUCCUGUCCCCCGCCUCUUACCGAGGCUCCCCGGCCCCUGACCUAGACGACGUGUUCGGCCCCACGGACGGCACCCACACCAGUGAGGAAACGAUGUCUCCCAGAUGGGUUACUUUCACCAGCGACAGACCCCCGCCGCCCGAUGAGCCUGCACCACCUCCCCCACCGGACUCUCCUCCUCCAGACACGCCCUCGUCCACCCCCUCCACCCCCUGUCUCUCUCCAGGUCCGCCGCCAAACGAGCCCCCGCCUUCGCCUCCGUCGCUUUCUCCCGGGUCUCCGCCUCCUCCUUUCACGCCACCAGAAUCACCAUCCUCCAUCGUGCUCGGACCUCCUCCUCCGGAUGAGCCAGCCCCUCCCCUGCCUCCCGACUUCUCCCCCUCUAAUUCGCCUCCAAUAUGCUUCGACCACGAGGCGAUCGAUGAGGAGGUGCUGCAGUUUGCAGAGUACUCUUCGUCUCCUGUCCCCAUCAGCCCUGUGCCCCCUCUGCCAGCGGAGUGGAGGUCUCCUCGGCCAGGAGUCACAUCUCCCCUGGUCCUGGGGGGCAUGGGGGGAAAGAGGACUCCAGAGGGAGCAUACCUGAGAGAUGAUAUCCCAGACUUUGUGGGUUCACCCAGAGAGCUGACGCCGAGCUUCAGGGGCACGCCACCUCCUCUCCCUCCAACCACCUACAGGUCUAUUAUGUCUUCCCCAGGGCCCUCCUCCGGCAGCAGCCCCUCGUCCCCAGCCCGUCCCACCACGCCUCAGUCUCGAGGCAGUCCAGUCCCCCCGCCUCCUCCUCCUCGACCGUCCUCGCGACCAAAGCUGCCCCCAGGGAAACCAAUCACAGACCUGACUCGGCCCUUCAGUCCUCCGGUUUCAGGCAGCCCCCCACCUUUCGCCCCCCUGGCCCGGGCAGAGAGCUCUUCCUCCAUCUCCUCCAUUAUCUUACAGAGUGCAGCGUCCACUCCAACCUUAGGAAGGGACCUUAACAUGUCCGCCACAGAGGCCUCACAGCCUCUGGUAUGGUUUGACCACGGCAGGUUUUAUUUAGCUUUUGAAGGAUGCUCCAGAGGACCCAGUCCGCUCACCAUGGGACCCCAGGACACUCUGCCAGUGGCAGCUGCCUUCACAGAAACCAUCAAUGCCUACUUCAAAGGCGCAGACCCCAGCAAAUGUGUUGUGAAGAUCACAGGGGAGAUGGUGCUGUCCUUCCCUGCCGGCAUAACCAGGCAUUUUGCCAGCCACCCAACUCAACCCAUCCUCACCUUUUGCAUCAGCAACUACAGCCGACUGGAGCAGGUCCUCCCCAAUCCACAGCUGUUGUGCUGUGAUUCCACAACAGACAGUGUAGACACCAAGGAGUUCUGGGUGAAUAUGCCAAACUUGAUGAGUCAUCUGAAAAAAGUGGCUGAACAGAAGCCUCAGGCAACAUACUACAACGUGGACAUGAUCAAAUAUCAGGUGUCAGCAGAGGGGAUCCAGUCCACUCCUCUGAACCUGGCGGUGAGCUGGCGAGGUGACACCACCAACACAGACCUUAGAAUAGACUACAAAUACAACACAGAGGCCAUGGCCGCCCCCGUGCCACUACACAACAUCCAGUUCCUGGUUCCUGUGGAUGGAGGCAUGGCCAAACUCCAGGCCAUGAUCCCCCCUGCCACCUGGAAUCCAGAGCAGCAGACGAUACAGUGGAAAAUCCCCAGUCUCUCUCAUAGAUCUGAAAAUGGAGGAGUAGGGGCUCUUCUGGGCCGGUUCCAGAUGACAGAAGGUCCCUGUAAACCCUCACAGCUGGCAGUCCAGUUCAGCAGUGAGGGAUGCACUCUGUCGGGGUGCGACAUCCAGCUGGUUGGGACUGGCUACCGGUUAUCGCUGAUCAAGAAGAGAUUUGCUGCAGGGAAAUAUUUGGCGGAUAAUUAGUGGACCUGUUUGUGAACGGAACCAAAAGAAUCAAUGGCUUUUGACUGUGAAGACUAUGGAUCCAUCCCAUGUUUAGUGCAUUUGAAACUUUAUCUUUAGCAACCAUUAGAAUUAAUGGUUGAGAUUUAACAGAAUAACACAACACACAGAGAUGAUUUUUGAGUUCGUAAUAUAAUUUUCAGUAGACUGACUGCUGCUGAGUUUAUGCAAGUAAAUACAAAUCAUUAGUUUUGUGAACUUGGAACACAUAUGGGCCUACAUGGAGUAAAACAUAGGGAAGCUCUGAUUCUUUGUUCUUGUUUUCAUACUUGUGGAUUCAUAGAGUGAUCCAGCCUUAUUCAUUGCAGUUUCUUUUGUCUAACUGGUCGUCAUUGCAAAUGCACUGUAAAAGAUAAUGUGAAUUGAUUAUAUAAUAUUACAACAAUCUUAAGCAAGGUGGAAAAGACUGGAAAAUGUAAAAAAAAAAGAAAAAAAAAAGAAGUGUAUUAUAGAGUUGCUUUGCAGUUGUAUUUUAAUAAGUUAUAGGUUCCAUGGUAAUAUCUGAUUUACACUGCCACCUCAAAUCAGAGUUUUUUCCACCACGUGUUAUUGAUCUUUAUUGUUGUCUAAGCAGAAUUUAUGUUUCUGUGUAGACAGCCUUUGAAAUGUCACAGCCCAUUCUAUCAGUCUUGUGAUUGAAGGUGACUGGUCAGUUCCCAGUUCAAAUGACCUGCAGCGCUGGAAUAACAUCAGCACUCUUAAAGGUCCCAUGACAUGGUGCUCUUUGGAUGCUUUUAUAUAGACCUUAGUGGUCCCCUAAUACUGUAUCUGAAUUCUCUUUCCCGAAAU